UUUUACAAAUGCAAGUUGAGGAAUGGAUGCCUGUUAAGCUUGGCCAUAACUUUUUUAUGUCCUAUUCCAUUUGGGCUUUGUAAGAAUCUUCUUUGUAAUUAGCAACUUGUUUGUUUUUUGAUUUUCCACUUGGUGUUUCGUAUUUGUAUUAGGGCCGGAUUAAAACCUGAUUCCCUAACAAAGUCAAUUUCAUACCCAGGGCUUAAAUCUGAAACCUCUGGUAAAGGAUGACGUAGUACUUAUCACUCUGCCACAACCGUUCGUUGGUAUCAACUUGUUAAAUGGUCUUAGAGAAGGCCCUUAAAUACCUAUGAAACUCCAAGCCUGGCAAAAAAAAGUCUCAAGUCUUUUGUGACACUUUCUUCCUUUUUUUGUCAUUCUUGGGAACAAAUCAUUUAGCAUUUACUCUUUUCUUGAACUUCAUUAAGUUAUAAAGUUUCCAAUUUUUUCGUUCUUGUGCAAAUGAAAACCAGAAGAGGAAAAAGAUCAGAGGCAUUUUGGCCCUCAAUUGUGAUGAAGAAAUGGUUGAAUAUUCAGCCUAAGCUCUAUGAUUUUAGUGAAGAUGAAGUUGACACUGAGGCAGAGAGUGAGGAUGAUGCUUGCUCUCUAAAUGAUGAAAGGGUGCAUGAAGAUCAUUGGCACAGAACACCAGGGAAACCUACGGAUUGCCAGCCUCAAACUUCAGGGAAGACUUCAACCAAGUAUUCAUCUAGACACAGGAGAGGGAAAUCAGAAACACUAAGAGCUCAGUACAUAAAUACAAAAGAAGUGAGAGUUACUAUAGGAACUUGGAAUGUUGCUGGAAGACGUCCGGAUGAGGAUCUUGAUAUUGAUGAGUGGCUUUGUAUGAAUGAACCAGCUGAUAUAUAUAUCCUUGGCUUCCAAGAGGUAGUUCCUCUAAAUGCUGGAAAUGUACUGGGAGCAGAAAAUAGAAGGCCGAUUCCAAAAUGGGAGGCUAUCAUUCGCAGAACGUUAAACAGAACAACAGUGGAACCUGAGGCUAAGCUAAAGAGUUAUAGCGCUCCACCGUCUCCGGUAUUAAGGACUUCGCCUGCAGCUGAUAUAAUUUCUGAUGUGGUAACUACUACUACUGCACUAGACAUAAUGGCAGAGGCAUCGAUGGAACCCACGUGCUUUGCUGAAAAUAACAUGAUCAACCUGAGGAAGAAUUUGCAAUUGAAGAGAAUAUAUGGCAUCGAUUGUGAUAGUCGAUUGGAUUGGCCUGAACAUUCACUCGACGCAACGCCUCAGGUCCUUUCUUCAACUUUUAAGUUGAGGAGAGUAUCGAGCAGCUGCGCUCUUGCUUUUAGCAAUCAUGAUAUGGGAUUAGAUGGUAGCAGGUUAAAACAAGGACACCAAAGCUCUGUGAACUUAGGAUCGUUGUGCACUAAUCAACAAGAGGAGCCUGAAGUACUUCUUGAUGCUCAAUCUGAUGGCUCCGAUCAAUUUUCUGACGAGGAAAAUGACUUCUUCGAGGAAUACACAGAGUUAGAAGAUGAAAGUUCGCUUCUAAAACAUCCGAGUUAUAUUCGUAUUGUAAGUAAGCAGAUGGUUGGGAUAUAUGUAUCGAUUUGGGUCCGUAGGAGGUUGAGAAGGCACAUAAACAACUUGCAAGUCUCCCCUGUUGGAGUCGGUCUCAUGGGAUACAUGGGCAACAAGGGAUCUGUUUCUGUGAGCAUGUCUCUUUUCCAGUCAAGGCUAUGCUUUGUUUGUUCACAUUUAACUUCUGGCCAAAAGGAUGGGGCGGAUCAAAGGCGUAAUGCUGAUGUGUGCGAAAUUAUGAGGCGCACAUAUUUCUCAAACUUAUUCGACACUGAUGCUGAUCAACGACAAACAAUUCCAUCUCAUGAUCAGAUAUUCUGGUUUGGAGAUUUAAAUUAUCGAAUCAAUAUGUUGGAUGCUGAGGUACGGAAGCUUGUUGCCAAAAAACAGUGGGAUGAUCUUCUCAAAAAUGACGAGCUAAUCAACGAACUCCGAAGUGGCCAUGUUUUUGCUGAUUGGAAGGAAGGGGCGAUUAACUUUGCACCAACAUACAAGUAUGAAAUCAACACUGAUAGAUAUGUCGGGGAGACUCCAAGAGAAGGGGAGAAGAAGAGAUCACCGGCUUGGUGCGACCGUAUUUUGUGGUUAGGGAAAGGUAUAAAGCAGCUCUUUUACAAGCGAGCUGAAUUAAAAAUGUCUGAUCAUAAGCCUGUAAGCUCAAUGUUUUCGGUAGAAGUUGAAAUAUUCGAUCACAGAAAGCUUCAGAGAGUCCUCAAUGUUAACAGCGCCGCUGUACAUCCUGAGAUUCUGCUAGAUAUUGAAGACUAGGAAUCAGAAAUGAAAUAUCGCGUACAUAUGUACUUCAAGGCAGAGGCGAAUCCAGGAUUUAGAGUCAAUCGAUUCAGAAUGUCUUAUAUGACGGACAAGCUUGCAAAGUCUUCAAAAUCAUAUUACUUUAAAGAUGAUAAGAUACGAAUUUUCAAAAUUAUUUGGUGCUUUCAGUUAGGAAUCAGAAAUGGAGCAGCGUGUACAUAUGUACUUUAAGGCAGAGGCAAGUCCAGGUUUUAGAGUCAGUGGACUCAGAAUGUUUCUUGUGUGACGGACAAGCCUGCAAAGUCUUCAAAAUCCUGUUAUUUUAAAGUUGAUAAGACACAAGAUGAAAUUUGUAUUUUUCAGAUGCAACAUACAUACAUACAUAUACCUGAGCAAUGAAGAGUUGGAACCAUAGUGUGUUUAAUGUUCUGUAAUCAAGACAGUCUUGACAAAUUUUUGAGUGAGUUUUCCCUUAUUGUAAAAUUUGAGUGAAUUGUACCUUAUUGUAAAUUUUGUUCUUCCCCAGUUUUUUUGCUGUACGGUUUUGUAAAAUAUUAAGUUAUAUCUUGGUACACAUUUAGAGUAGA
This is a messenger RNA of Lycium ferocissimum, 2882 nucleotides long. RefSeq names its product type I inositol polyphosphate 5-phosphatase 2-like. Gene Ontology annotation, molecular function: inositol-polyphosphate 5-phosphatase activity; phosphatidylinositol-3,4,5-trisphosphate 5-phosphatase activity; phosphatidylinositol-4,5-bisphosphate 5-phosphatase activity. Bases 463 to 2310 code for a protein of 615 amino acids. NCBI's taxonomy places the organism in Eukaryota, Viridiplantae, Streptophyta, Magnoliopsida, Solanales, Solanaceae. The transcript has 11 exons. Gene Ontology annotation, biological process: phosphatidylinositol dephosphorylation. The record is from RefSeq and is a predicted model, not a curated record.